GGGUGGGGAUUUCGGAGAAUCCGUAGGUGCGCUUGUCGUGAUCUUGCUUCGAAAGAAGUCAGGAAAAUCUCGGUGAUCGCAAAACGGCAUCGGCAUCCUUUUCGGAUCGCGCGUGGUGUUUUCUCAGCAGCAAAAGGCGAAGGAAAAAGGGCAAGAAGGAAGGGCCACCAAAGAGCGUUUUUUUUUUGUUGCGUGCGUCUUUCUGUGUGUGUAUGUGUGUGCAUGAGAAAGUGGCAGAGAGCCCGGAGGAGAAGAAAAAGAUGGGAAUGUGGGAAUGAAAACCCGCCGCGGAACCCCGCGAAGAAGCGACCGUCAAGAGGAGGAGAAGAGAAGAAGCUGGCUCACUGUCUGCUGCUGGUUCGUCCGUGUGAUACGCGUGCGUCGUGGUCCGCUCGUAUACGGUGGUGGUGUUGGUUUGAAUGCAGCUAAAAAAUCGGAACGGAACUCCUAGAAUUCUGCUGCUGGCUCCCGUGAUAUCGCGUUCUUCUGUUCCGAGAUAUCAUCGUUCGUUGCAGAGGCCGAGAUUUCGCCUUCCGCACGAAAUAGUGUGCCGCACAACGCGGGGAGUGUUUUCUGCAGAGCGCGAUCGUUUCCGGUGUGGUGUGGGUGUGUCUGAGUCUGGCGAGUCUGCUGUGUGUGUGCGCGUGUGUAUGUGCGCGUACUGUUUCCGUAGUGCUAUUCAACCUACGACAGUGAGGUGUUUGUCGCCAAGAGUGCCCUUUUUCGGCUUGUUGUGCUCCAGUUUCCCGUGACAUUUUGCUCGAUUCAAGAUCCCCCAUCGCCUGCCGCUCCACUACCGGGGAUUGGCCUGGCAUCGUCGUAUAGCGGCCUACGAUAAGCGUAGAAAGUUGGUAAACACCACAAGCACGGUUAUCCUGUUUCCUUCAAUGCGGGUUGUCAAAGAAUCGAUCUGCUCCUGGAGACCAGCGAAGUGUGUCAUUCCUCCUCCUCCGCCUCUGAUGCUACAUUGAGCGGCAUAGACACUGGCAGUGGAAGAACAACACCUCUGAACACAGAGACACGUGGUGGGAUUUGCGAGGCGAUCUUCCAUCCCAAAAACAGGAAGGUAUAGGAGCAGGAACUCUAGCCAACCAACCAUCCAGCUAGCACCGAGCCACAAAUACACACAUAUAAUUCGCCAAGAUGGGGAAGCUUCUAUCGAAGAUAUUCGGUAACAAGGAGAUGCGAAUCCUGAUGCUGGGUCUAGAUGCGGCCGGCAAAACAACUAUACUCUAUAAGCUUAAGCUAGGCCAAUCGGUAACGACAAUUCCAACGGUUGGAUUCAAUGUGGAAACCGUCACGUACAAGAACGUCAAAUUUAACGUGUGGGACGUGGGGGGACAGGACAAAAUUAGACCCCUCUGGAGGCAUUACUAUACGGGUACGCAAGGGCUAAUUUUCGUGAUCGACUGUGCGGAUCGCGACCGGAUAGACGAGGCACGCCAGGAGCUGCACCGGAUAAUAAACGAUCGUGAGAUGCGGGACGCCAUCAUACUGAUAUUUGCGAACAAACAGGACCUGCCAGAAGCAAUGAAACCUCACGAGAUUCAGGAAAAGCUCGGUCUGACACGGAUACGCGACCGGAACUGGUACGUGCAGCCAUCCUGUGCCACCACUGGCGACGGUCUGUACGAGGGUUUGACGUGGCUAACGUCGAAUCACAAGUUAUGAGAAUAAUUUCACUGACUGCCGCAGAGCAAAGGGAACGGGCGAGAGGUGGUAGCGGCGUGUUGUUUCCCUGUAGGCUAGGGAAAGGUAUGGUAGAGCGAGUGGCGGUGUGAGUGCACCUGUGUCGUGUGUCUGUGUUUGUGCGUGCAUCUGGGUGUGUGGGUGUGUGUGAAUCCUUCCUGUGUAAGAACAUUUAUUAAACGGAAAACAAAUAGGACGUGCAUAGCAGACAACAGCAGCAGGCAGGAAGAAAAUAUUAGAGACUAGACGCCGUUACACUCACUCACUCAAACGCUAUGGUGGUGUUGUAGUUGCGGACCCCGGAAAAGGCAAAAAAUGCUCAGAUUAAUUAUAUCGUCAAGGUCGAAAUCGAGGUCGAGGGUAGCGCAUAAGCAACUGUGGCCGAUGAAUUGGAAAUAAUUUCAAAUAGUUAGUUCUAUCUGAUGCGCCAUGCUGCACAAGCAGCAGAACCUGGUAUCCAGUCGAGAGGUUCCGGUUAAUAGCAACGACUGUACAGCAGAGUAGAAAAUGUAUCGCAUACAACACUUUCUCUCUAUCGACUGUCGAGUGGCCCAAAGAUCAACUAGAACCCCAGAACGAAUACACCGACCUACGGACAGCGUCGAAGGUGAGGAGAGCAUAGUUCAAUUGUGUAGAUUAUAAGGAAUGUGGUUCUCCGUGAGCAGCAGCAUCCGCCGGUAGUAUGCACUAUAUCAGAGAGAUGAAGAGGAAAUCAGGAUUAAAAAUGAAAACAGAAAAGGACAGUGAAGAAGUUCAAACUGCUGCUGUUGUAAGUAACAAAAGGGUGGGCAAAGUGUGAUAGCCGUGUCCAAGAAACGACAGAGAAAACAAUAUUGAAAUCGCUUAGCUUUUAGCGCUCUGUUCUCCGUUUGUUUUGUAAUGUAUUCCAAAAGCGCGAAACGCGAAGCCACGUGCUAAAAUGUGGCCACAACACAGUUGCAGUUAAAGAGGGUGCGAUAAGGAAAUGCACCCUUACACCAACACAGACAAACACACACAAACACAUAGACACACGCGCAUUAACAAGCGUUGCACACACUCACACAUACAAGGGGCAAAUCAGGAGGUGCUGUCCUUGGAAACAGUGAAGAAGAGAAGCGGAUGAUCGAAGGAUAGAUGGAGAGGGAUAAUUAGCAUAGCGCAAGCGUGUUUGCAUCGAUGAAUUGAAGGAAGUGGUGGAGUGCAGGGAGGCGGCUUCUUUAGUUUUUUCUUUCCCCCCUAAAAGCUGUGUCAGCUGUGUGUGUAUGUGUGGCGCGCGACCGGGGGUUUGGUUGCCUGCGAGUGAGCGACACAAAACGUUGUAAAUACUAUUGUACGGUAAAAGAGUAAUAAAUAAACAAAAGCAACAAAGUA
This is a messenger RNA of Anopheles darlingi, 3042 nucleotides long. RefSeq names its product ADP-ribosylation factor 6 (gene Arf51F). Bases 1144 to 1671 code for a protein of 175 amino acids. Gene Ontology annotation, cellular component: cytoplasm. The record is from RefSeq and is a predicted model, not a curated record. NCBI's taxonomy places the organism in Eukaryota, Metazoa, Arthropoda, Insecta, Diptera, Culicidae. Gene Ontology annotation, biological process: intracellular protein transport; vesicle-mediated transport. Gene Ontology annotation, molecular function: GTP binding; GTPase activity. The transcript is spliced from 6 exons.